Molecule: messenger RNA, 1510 nt
Organism: Benincasa hispida (wax gourd)
Lineage: Eukaryota; Viridiplantae; Streptophyta; Magnoliopsida; Cucurbitales; Cucurbitaceae
Gene: TBL36
Product: TRICHOME BIREFRINGENCE-LIKE 36
Cellular component (GO): Golgi apparatus
Molecular function (GO): O-acetyltransferase activity
Source: RefSeq, a predicted model, not a curated record
AAGCUUUGAUCAUCAACAAAAAUGCUAAUGCUCUCUCAAACAUUGCCUUCACUGCUCAAACCACCUCCACCUCUUCAAUGGCGAAAUCAAACCUUCGAUUUCUUCUCUUCAUCUUCCUCUGUUUUUACCAUGGAAACUCAUCGCCGUUUGGUUCAGACGACGACCAGUCCUGGCUGACUGAAGAAGACGACGAAGUUCACAUUGUUCAGAGCGGCGGCGAUUCACAGAGUCGGUGCGAUUUUUCCGACGGAAAAUGGAUUUUCGAUCAAUCUUAUCCCUUGUACGACUCCUCUUGUCCGUAUCUUAGCUCGGCCGUCACUUGUCAGAGGAAUGGCCGGCCGGAUUCUGAUUACGAGAAGUGGAGAUGGAAGCCACACAGUUGCUCCAUUCGCAGGUUUGAUGCUUUGAAUUUUCUCGGGAAAAUGAGAAGGAAAAGGAUAAUGUUAGUGGGGGAUUCUAUAAUGAGAAAUCAAUGGGAAUCUCUGGUUUGCUUAGUGCAAGGAGUUGUACCAACGGGUAGAAAAAGGGUGACCUAUAAUGGUCCUUCCAUGGCUUUCCAUGCUAUGGAUUUUGAGACUUCAAUUGAGUUUUCAUGGGCUCCACUUCUGGUUGAGCUGAACAAAGGAGCUGAAAACAAGAGAGUUUUGUAUUUGGAUAAGAUUGAAGAGAAUGCCAAGUAUUGGACAGGAGUUGAUAUUCUCGUGUUUGAUUCAGCUCACUGGUGGACUCACUCUCAACAAUGGAGCUCAUGGGAUUACUAUAUGGAGGGCAAGACUAUGUACAAAUACAUGAAUCCAAUGGUUGCAUAUGAGAAGGGACUUACCACAUGGGCCAAAUGGGUAGAUCUGAACUUGAAUCCCAAAAAAACCCGAGUAAUUUUUCGAAGCAUGUCUCCCAGGCAUAACAGAGACAAUGGUUGGAAAUGCUAUAACCAAAGGCAGCCGUUAGCCUACUUCAGCCAUCAGCACGUUCCGGGGCAGCUGCUCGUGCUUCAGGAAGUAUUGAGAAGGAUGAGAUUCCCAGUAUACCUUCAAGAUAUCACAUCAAUGUCUGCCCUUCGAAGAGAUGGCCACCCGUCCGUGUACCGUAACAGUUUGAAUCAAGAAGGGCAGCAACACCAGGGAAGUUUAUCCUCUGAUUGUAGCCAUUGGUGCCUCCCUGGUGUGCCUGACAUUUGGAAUGAGAUGUUAAGUGCCUUGCUCUAAGUUGAAAUAUUGCUGGAAUAGUUGAAUAUGAAGUGAUUAGAGUCACCCUUCUGCCAGCAUAGGUUUGUUUAUCCCUUGAUCACUUCUCAUGUUUCUAUAGUUGUUAGCUACUGCUUAUGUGUCCAGUGUUGUAUUGCAAAACCGUAUCCUGAGGCGGGUGAUAUAUGUUAUCAUCUAGCUAUGAAAUGACAUUUGUAUAAACUUCCAUCUCUGGAUAGGGUAUCUUGAAAAAGAGCCGUGUUUUUUAAAGUUCAAGGUACAAUAAAGCGCAAUAGUCUCUUGGGACUUAAGCGCAAGGCGCAAAG